This is a messenger RNA of Pieris rapae (cabbage white), 1246 nucleotides long. RefSeq names its product adenosine 5'-monophosphoramidase HINT3. The record is from RefSeq and is a predicted model, not a curated record. Gene Ontology annotation, molecular function: catalytic activity. NCBI's taxonomy places the organism in Eukaryota, Metazoa, Arthropoda, Insecta, Lepidoptera, Pieridae.
AAUUCGUGGUAAAAUUAAAAAUAUUGUCACCCAGAAAAAUGAGUUCCCUCUCUCAAAAAUCUCCUUGUAUUUUUUGUAAUAUUGUAAACAAGUUGGAAGAUACCGAGAUUUUAUAUGAAGAUGACUUGGUUUGUGUGUUUCGAGAUAUUAAACCCGCCAGCAAAUCUAUUUUGACUAUUCCUAAGCGGCACAUUGAAGAUGCCAGAGCAUUAACUCCUAACGAUAUUGAAUUGGUGCAAAAAAUGCUAACUGUAGCUAAACAAAUGCUCACUCAAAAUAACUAUUCCAUUGAUGAUGCCAGAUUUGGUUACCACUGGCCCCCAUUUAGAAGUGUAAAACAUUUACAUCUACACACAAUAGCUCCAGAAAGUGAAAUGGGAUUCCUAGCUCGGAUGAUAUUUAAAAAGGACUCAUAUUGGUUUGUGUCUCCUGACUAUGUUGCUUCAAGACUCUGAUAAGCUGACAGCUCAAUAUGUGUACCAAUUUAGUAUAAUUUUUCUUGGUGGUGUGUAUAUAAGUGGAUGUCCUAGUUUGCAAUACAGUUGAACACAUAAGUGAUUAACUGGAGUAUUAUGUUAAUUUUUUGUAACUUGCAAAUACUAUUUUGCAUAACAAUAAGUUGACUCACAUAGGCCAAACACAGUAUAGCAGGAAGCAAUAUCACAUAAAAAUAUGUCAUUAGAAUGAAUGUGUGGAUGGUUAAUGUCAAUGAUGAAUUACUCUUAAAAUGCUAUUACUUAUCUUAUUAUAAAGACUAAAGCCCAUUUCAUGGAUUAGUAAAAUAAAAAUAGCACUACAUAUACUAAUAUUAGGUGGAUCAAAACCUGUGAUAGGUUUGCUAUAAAUAUUGGUACUUUCUCACUAAGUAAUAACAAAAGAAUUUAUUUCAAAUACAAAGUACAUUUAUCACCCUAUUAUCAAUGUAUUAUUGUACAUUCCUUGGUCCUUUGGGUAAAAGCCUCCUUCAAUUCUCCUCAUAUUGCUGUCCUGCCUUCCGCUGUUGCCUGGUCUAUCCACCUACAUACUAGGUUCAAUUGUAGUAUAUUUUUGUUAAUAAGAUUACUGUGGUAUUAGGUAAUUUUAAAUGGUGAUAUAUAGAAUAUGCAUUUUUAGGUACUAGGAAAAAAUGAUUGAUUAAAUAUGUUUCUAUUAGCUAAACAAAUUUAAAUGAGUUAUUAAAGAUUACACAACUUAUUUUUUUUAUAUGUGAAAUGUUCUGAAUAACAUUCUUUGGAACACCAAAGAA